This is a messenger RNA of Argiope bruennichi, 3570 nucleotides long. RefSeq lists its product as uncharacterized. The transcript has 4 exons. Lineage: Eukaryota; Metazoa; Arthropoda; Arachnida; Araneae; Araneidae. The record is from RefSeq and is a predicted model, not a curated record. Gene Ontology annotation, biological process: DNA integration; proteolysis. The coding region runs from base 1 to 3570 and encodes 1189 amino acids. Gene Ontology annotation, molecular function: zinc ion binding; nucleic acid binding; aspartic-type endopeptidase activity.
AUGGCGUUUUUGGCAAAGGGUAUCAAGUGUGAUCUUAUAGUGUUGGCAACUGAAAUGGGGGAGGAACCGAAAUCUGAUAUGACAGUAUAUGGGCUAAAAACAUUAAUCACUGGCAGUCAGGUAUAUGAAGAAGAAUUUGUGAAAACUUUACUAGAAACAAUAAUCUCUACAAGAAAGGAACAAGAGUUGAAAUUGCAGAUGGAAGCAACAAAGAAAGAUAACGAGUUGAAAUUGCAGAUGGAGAUGGAAGCAAGGAAGCGAGAGAUGGAAGCAAGGAAGCGAGAGAUGGAAGCAAGGGAGCGAGAGAUGGAAUUUGAAUUGGAAAAGAAAAAAAUAGAAGCAGGAAUGGCUGCAUCUAAUGCUAGUUCAGCUAGUGUUGGACAAUUUCAUAUCAAUCCGCAGAUAGAAAUUUCCAAGUCCAUGCCGAAAGUCGACGAAAAAGAAUGUGACAUUGUCUUAUAUAUGUCAUUGUUUGAGAGACAAGUCAAGAGGUUGAAAAUUGACGAGGAAAACUGGGUGUCAUGCUGGAUAAGUGCUUUGAAUGUCACAGAUUUGGAGGGACUGAAAGAUUUGAUCAUUACGGAUCAAGUAAAGAAGAGAGUUCCACAAGAGGUUCGUGACCAUUUUGUUGACGUAUGGGGGACAUUAGUCAAACCCCAAGAUUUAGCAGACAAGCUAGACGAGUACGAGUGUAUUCGAAAACCUUAUCGGAGACCGUCGAAUCCAAAUCCCAAGGCACAUCAACAAGUAAAUGUUAGAAAUAACGCCUUUAGCCGUGAUAACAGAGACUAUAAUAAUAGUCCUAAACAGAUGAAGCAAGAUAAAGGUUUCACACGGAAUAGAUACGAACCAAAAAACCGUCCAAAGUUUACUUGCUAUUUCUGUGGAGUGGAUGGUCACGUAAAGAAGUUCUGUCCCAAACUUUUAAAGACGAACUCAGAUCAAGAUAGUAGAAGAAAGGCAAAUGUUCACAGAACUGUCGUGGACCCAGAACCGGUAACUAAGGAAACGGCAGUAGUGGCUAAAGUGAUGUCUCACAGACGACCUUCUCUUGAUAAAGGUCUUUGUAAUCUAGAAAAGAUACGUAUAAGUGUGAAUGGAAAGCCUGCAACAGCUUUAAUUGAUUCUGGCACUGAAAUAACUGUAGUCAGAAGAGAUAUAUUGACUGAUUUUCCUGUUGAAGAUAAGGCUUCAAUUUAUAUAAAAGGCAUUUUUGGUCCAGCGGAGAAAUGUUCCCUUGUCAAUAUUCCAAUGGGUGUCAUCGUUGGCGAAGACGGGAACAUGAUUCACCAAGAAGUGCUGUGUGCAGUUGCUCCUACUCUGGUGGAUGAUGUACUGUUGCCCCCAGAAAUAAGGGACAAGCUGCAGGGUGUUCAAGAAAAUUAUUUCGUUGAUAUUUCCGAAAAGGACACAGAACCGAAGACAAUUAAAGAUAGAGAAAUCGUCGAUGAAACAAGUGAUGAUAACCCAGUCUUGGGAAGUGAAGAAAUAAGGGCAUUAUCUGUGGAAAAUUCAGAAAAGAAUGCUAAAGAACAAUCAAGGUCGGACGAAUUUCUUAAAGAUCAAGUGGAUUGUCCAGAUUUGGAAUAUGCUAGAAAAUGUGCAAAUGAAAAGUCCGGAGGAUAUUAUGUCCAUAAUAAAUUUUUGUUUCACAAAGAAAAAGUUUUAGGGGAGUCCGUUGCUCAGCUAGUUUUGCCUAAGAAGCGUAGACUUGAAGUUCUAAAUUUAGCUCACUGUUCGGUAUUUGGAGGUCACAUGGGCGCAAGAAAAACUGCUGAAAGAAUAAGGUAUUCUUUUUACUGGCAUGGAAUAUCCAAAGAUGUCAGAGCUUUUUCUCAACAGUGCAAAGAGUGUCAGUUGACAAGGCGAAUAAAUCAAAAGGACAGAGUACCAAUUACUCCUGUGGCAAGACCAGAAUUGCCGUUCCAAGUUGUAAACAUCGAUAUCAUUGGACCUAUAGAUCCGCCAAGUGCAAAAGGUCACAGAUAUAUAUUAUGUCUAGUUGACCAACACACGAGAUGGGCUGAGGCAGUACCACUGACCAGUCUAACUGCCAAAGCUACAUGUGAAGCACUGUUAACCAUCUUCAUGCGGACAGGUGUGCCUAAUAUAAUAGCAUCAGACAAUGGGACUAAUUUCAAUGCUAGUUUGACACAAGAGUUUGAAAAAAGAAUGGGAUCCAGCCCAAGAUUUUCGACACCAUUGCAUCCAGAGUCGAAUGGGCUGGUAGAAAGAUUUAAUCAGACGUUAAAGCACAUGCUACAUCAUGUCAUUUUGGAAGAGCCACGUACAUGGCAUACAAAAAUACCAUUCAUUUUGUGGGCCUAUCGAGAAGUCCCCAACAGCACGACCGGCGUAGCACCUUUUCAGUUGUUAUAUGGACGAAAACUAGAAGGACCCUUAUCUAUUCUGAGGAACACUUGGGUGGCAGAUGAAGAGGGUUUGCAGUUGGAUACUACUCCAGUACCUCUUUACAUGGAAAAGCUUAAGAAGCAGCUAGAAGACGCAGCUGAGAAAGCAAAAUUGAUUUCAACAGUACAGCAAGAAAGAAUGGCUCGUUAUUACAAUUUGAGAUCUACGAAGAAAGUAUUUAAUCCAGGAGACAAGGUAAUUGUUCUAUUACCUGAUUCUAGAAACAAGCUUUUAGCUAGAUGGCAAGUUCCAUGUACCAUCGAAUCACGAAAGAAUGAACAUUCAUUUUUAGUGAAGAUGCCUGAUGGUAGUCUGAGGCAUGUGCAUCAAAAUAAAAUGAGAGAAUUUAUUGCUAGCUCCGGAAGUGUGAAUGUCAUAUUCGAAGGGGAAGAAGAAUUUGGUGACAUCGAAAAUACUCCAUUGAAAGAAGACUCCUUUUGGCAGGAAGUAAAAUCCGUAGCCUCACCUGACUUAUUAACUACGCAGCAGACAGAAUUGGAGAAAUUAUUAAAAGAAUUUGAACCCUUAUUCAAAAGACCAGUGCAACCAGUUGCAAUAGGGGAGCACGUGAUUGAACUUUUGCCCAAUAUUACUAGACGGAAACCGCAUUCCUACAGUGUUCCAAUGUCUUAUAGAGCAGAGGUUGACAGACAAGUGAAAGAACUGUUGGACUUACACUUGAUUGAACCUUCGAAUGCAGACAUUACAUAUCCUAUAGUAUGUGUGGCAAAGAAGGACGCAUACAUUCGAAUGUGUAUUGACUAUAGAGCUCUUAAUGCUGUAACAAAAGUUCCUAAUUACCCCAUGAAAGAUACACAAGAAUUAGUUUUUACUGCGGGAAUGGCUCAGUGGCCAAGUAAAGUUAUCAAGCAGGGACAAGUUCAAGAAGUUGCAACUGCAGUUAUGGAUCAGACAAUAGUUAAUAAGCAGGUUAUCAGCAAUUCACGUUCAAUAUCACGACAAACACAUACUCAAUUGUCGACGAUGCAGAAGAUCUUGCGUAAGAUCCUGAAAUUUGCUAGCCAAGUUGCUAGAAAAAACAACAGUAUAGCAGGUGUUGUUGAAGUUGGGGAGGGAGAUCAGAGAUUGACCACCAAGUGGCUAGAGGUCAGCCACCUCGAAGAGGAUUCUAGUUCAGAGUAUUGGCCAGGGACAUAG